AGCAUACUGUUUCUUUGCACUGUUUUGAUUGAACAAAUCGUUUAUAUAUUAUAUGAUACAGUGUUCUCAGUUUUAUGUAAUUUUGUCCUUCUGAGACUUUUUCUUCUCUAACCGUAAACAGUAUUACAGCCAAAGAAAUUAUUUAGAAACAACUUUACUAUAACAUCGUCCCUAAACACGUUUUUAAACAUAUAUUGUGAACGCGGUUUGUGUUGUUUCCUAGCAACCGAUAAAUAAAUGUCCAAUUUCGUUUUAGAUUAGUGAAAUAUUUGUUACUAGAUUGUUGGUAGGUUAUAUUUUCAAUUUUGUAGUUUAGUCGGUAUCUCGGUUCAUUAAGUGGUUGGGUUAUCAUGGUGAGGUUACUUGUGAAGAAAGGAGAUGAAAAUCAGUUCCUGUAUGAAACAACUGUUAAUGAAGCAGUGGAUGAGGUGACAUUGGCUGUGACUGCUAUAUACAAUGGCAGGCUUAAAAUAAGUAGAAUAUGCUCAGAAAUGGAAGAACUGAGUAAGCAUGGUACAAUGCUGCCGCCAGACAUGAUGGGUCUGACUGAUGAACAGGUGGAAGAGUUGAAGUUGAAAGAUGACUGGGGGGAGAAGUGUGUCCCCAGUGGUGGCUGGACAUUCAACAUGGACCCGAUUGGCCGCAGGAAUGGACACCAGCCUUCAGAGCACAUGCAACAAGUUAUAACUAAGACAAUCAAUGAAGCAAAGACUUUGAUUUCUAAGAAACAAGUAGAUGCUGGAAUUUGUGUCACUCAGAAGAUGGUUCAGGAAUGUUUGGAUAUGCUGCGGGGAGCAAUGAUGAUAGUUUAUCCAAUGAAUCUUCCACCUCAUGAUGUCAUUCGUCAGGAAUUUGACAACACUGAAGACUUGUCUGGAACACAAGCAUCACUUGAGGUCAUAGAUCCAUCCUUGGCCCAGUUGUGGUUCUCCGGUAAAGAAAUGCAACGGGGAAAAAAAUUAUCAGACUACUUAGGCAAAAAUGAGAAGACCAAAGUUAUAGUAAAGAUUUCAAAGAUGGGGCAGGGAGCUCCGGCAAGAGAGCCUGUUAUUGGCGAGGAGGAACGCAAGCAGAUGAUGCUACACCAGUACAGGCGACAGGAGGAGCUGAAGAAACUUGAGCAAGAUGAUGAUGACAAUUAUCUUGACUCAGCUUGGGCUGACAGCAAAAGUCUGAAGAGGAAUUUCCAAGGUCUGUCAGACAUUUCUUGGAGGCCAAAAUGAGGGAGAUCAAACAUUGAAUUUAUUUUAUAUUUUCAUUGUAUUAUAAUUAUUAAUCACACUUAUUGUUUGGUUUCUAGUUUUUACUGUUGUAUAUAUAGUAAUUGAUAAUACUACACAAACUGUGUUUUUUACAAAAAAAUAAAUUCUUUCCGUCAAAACA
This is a messenger RNA of Homalodisca vitripennis (glassy-winged sharpshooter), 1383 nucleotides long. RefSeq names its product cilia- and flagella-associated protein 298-A. The record is from RefSeq and is a predicted model, not a curated record. Lineage: Eukaryota; Metazoa; Arthropoda; Insecta; Hemiptera; Cicadellidae. Gene Ontology annotation, biological process: regulation of cilium movement. Bases 351 to 1223 code for a protein of 290 amino acids. The transcript has 7 exons.